AUGCCCGAUAAGGACCAAGCAAAGAGGCAUGUCCUCAUGAUAGACAACUACGACUCCUUCACUUGGAACUUGUACCAGUACUUGCACCAGUCCCCGCGAUGCGGCAAAGUCGACGUGUACAGAAACGACAAGAUUGAUAUUGCGACCAUUGAAAACGAAAUCAAACCAGACAUAAUAUUCAUCUCGCCCGGACCGGGUCACCCCGUGACGGACUCCGGUGUAUCCAGCGAGAUCAUCCGUCAUUUCGCUGGGAAAUUGCCCAUAUUCGGCGUGUGCAUGGGACAAGAGUGCAUAUUCCAUGUCUUUGGCGGCGAUGUUUCGUAUGCUGGAGAAAUCGUGCACGGCAAGACAACCACUAUAAAGCACGACGGGAAGGGUAUGUUUGAAGAUGUUCCGCAAUCAGUAGCGGUGACGCGGUAUCACUCGCUUGCUGGAAGCGAGAAGACGUUGCCUGACUGUUUGCAAGUCACUGCGGUGACUGAAACUCAGCCCAAUGUGAUUAUGGGCGUGAGACAUAAGCAAUAUACAAUUGAGGGCGUCCAGUUCCACCCGGAGUCGAUAUUGACGGAAUCGGGCCAGUUGAUGAUUGAUAAUGUCUUGGGCGUCUAUGGCGGCACCUGGGAAGAAGACGCUGCUUUCAAAUCUGCAAGCAACGCCAAGAAUGGAGCUCUGCCUUUUGCAAAGAAUGAAAAUAUACUUCAAGUGAUUUACAAAAAGAGGCAAGAAGAUUACAAGGUGAUUGAGAAUUUGCCAGGCCGCUCUUUCGCCAAUUUGCAAACGGCGUUAUCGCUUGGCGUUGCUCCACCGUGCAUCAAUUUCUACCAACGGUUAGUCUACACUCGUGACGAGUUGAAACAAACGGCGAUAUUGGCCGAGUUUAAAAGAGCUAGUCCUUCGAAAGGUGACAUUAACAUCGAGGCUCACGCUGGUGCUCAGGCAUUGACAUAUGCGCUCAAUGGCUGCUCGACCAUUUCAAUCUUGACUGAACCCAACUGGUUCAAAGGUUCAUUAGAGGAUCUCUCCUUGAUUCGUCAAGUCAUCGAUGGCCCCAAGACAAAAAACAUUGAGCACGCCGAUUACAAAAGACCCGCAGUGUUGAGAAAGGAGUUUAUAUUCAAUAAGUAUCAGAUACUAGAGGCGCGCUUAGCUGGCGCCGACACUGUGCUUCUCAUUGUCAAGAUGUUGCACGAUCAAGCCUUGUUGCAACAACUAUACUCCUACUCGCUCGAGUUGGGAAUGGUACCAUUGGUCGAAGUCAAUGACGACGCCGAAUUGACCCAGGCUUUGAAGUUGACUUACCAUGGCGAAACUAAAGAACCAUUGAUUAUCGGGGUGAAUAAUCGUAACUUGACCAACUUUGACGUUGACUUGCAAACGACGAGUCUGUUGGUUGAUCAUGCCAAAGGCACGAAUAACGGACGAGACGGCGAUGUCUUGAUACUAGCCUUGUCGGGAAUCACCUCGGUUGAAGAUGUGAAAAAAUACAAGUAUGAAGAUCACGUUGACGGGUUUUUGAUUGGCGAAAGUUUAAUGAGAGCUGAAGCGCAGGGCAAAGCUGGUGAGUUCCUAGAUCAACUCUGCAAUUGCUAG
Molecule: messenger RNA, 1590 nt
Organism: Lodderomyces beijingensis
Lineage: Eukaryota; Fungi; Ascomycota; Pichiomycetes; Serinales; Debaryomycetaceae
Source: the annotation of a GenBank genome assembly